Messenger RNA from Tricharina praecox, 1957 nucleotides. RefSeq lists its product as uncharacterized. The record is from RefSeq and is a predicted model, not a curated record. Gene Ontology annotation, molecular function: oxidoreductase activity; FAD binding. Bases 124 to 1851 code for a protein of 575 amino acids. The transcript has 3 exons. NCBI's taxonomy places the organism in Eukaryota, Fungi, Ascomycota, Pezizomycetes, Pezizales, Pyronemataceae.
UGCUGAGUGCUCUCGGGACCCGGAGGUGGACAUCGUGAUCCGCAAUUCCAGGCAUGUACAAAUACCCGCGCUUCACCCCACUCCUGAAGAGAAGACCGGUACCUACCCCUCCGUACGAUCAUAAUGGCACGUUUAUACGCCCUUCUGGGUCUCCUAUCGCUGGUCUUCCCAGCCAGCGCAUCCACAGAUGAUUGCCGCUCCUUUCCCGGCGACGCUGACUGGCCUUCCACGAAGGAAUGGGCCACUCUAAACAAAACCGUGUCUGGCCGUCUCGUGGCGACGACACCAAUCGGGUCUCCUUGCCAUGAGCCCAACUACGAUGCCGCGGCCUGUGCCUUGAUUCGCGAGGGUUGGCACGAUCCAACCUUCCACGACGAGUCAUCAUCUUCCAUAAUGGCGCCCGUAUGGACAAACCGUUCAUGCGAUCCAUUCACAUCGACGGAUUCCCCCUGCAGCCUAGGAAACUACGUGCACUACGCCAUCAACGUGACGAAGCCCGCGCACAUAGCCGCCGGAAUCCGCUUCGCACGCAAACACAACGUGCGCCUGGUGAUCCGGAACACAGGACACGACUACCUGGGCAAAUCGACGGGCGCGGGCGCGCUAGCGGUGUGGACGCACCGCCUCAAGAAUAUCGAGCACAUCGCGAAGUACAAGGGGGCGCACUCGUGGACGGGCGCGGCGUUGAAGCUGGGCGCGGGUGUUCAGGGGUUUGAGGCCUACGACGUGGCGCAUAAGCUGGGACUGCAGAUCGUUGGCGGCGAGUGUUCGACUGUGGGCAUCGCGGGUGGUUACACGCAAGGUGGUGGGCACAGUGCGCUCAAUUCUCGGUAUGGCCUGGCGGCAGAUCAGGUGCUGGAGUGGGAGGUGAUGACGGCGGACGGUGAGGUGCGAGUCGCCAACCUAAAGAAGAAUAAGGAGCUGUAUUGGGCGUUGUCUGGUGGUGGCGGAGGCACGUACGGUAUUGUCACGGCGAUGACCGUCAAGGCGCACCCCGAUUCCGUGACGACGAUGGCCAAGAUCUCGUGGACACACGAUGGGAGCGAAGAGCAGGUGGCAAAGUGGUGGGAAGCUGUGGCUUUCUUCCACUCCCUUACACCUGGAUACACCGAUGCAGGGGCAUUCUCGGUCGAUGUGUAUUUCACUGGCUCGUUCUCGUUGAAUCCAUGGUUCGGCCCAGGGUUCACAGCCGAGGAGGCAAACGCGCAGCUGGCCCCGCUUGUCGAGAGGCUGCAAGAGCUGGGGCUGCAGCACACCGUCAACAUCACCGAGUUUAGUGGCUAUCUGCCUGCCUAUAACGCCGCAUUCGACUACAUACAAGUGGGAAUCGCGCAGUACGGCGGACGGUUGAUUCCACGGUCACUCGUAGUGAACGAACCGCAGCGACUACAGGAGACGCUGAAGGGUAUAAUCAAUUCCGGCUCCCUCAUCUUUGAGGUUACAACGCACCCGACGCUCGAAAUAGCUGGGUUCCCCGACAACGCAGUUCUCCCAGCGUGGAGAGACAACCAACUCAACCUUGUGGUUACGAUUCCGUGGAAUGAUACCGCAACCCCCGCCUCCAUCAUUGCAGACCAGCAAACAAUCACGAACAAAUGGGGUGGUGCGUUGCGCGAGCUGGUACCAGACUCGGGGGCAUAUAUGAACGAAGGGGAUCCAUUCGAGCCGGACUUCAAAAAGGAGUUUUUUGGCAUCAAUUACGAUCGCUUGCUACGCAUCAAGGACAAGUAUGAUCCCGACCAGAUUUUCUACGCGAUUACUGCGGUUGGGAGCGACAGGUGGGCGACCAGAGAGGAUGGGAGACUGUGCAGGAAUGAUGAAGGGAAAUUGCAAAGUGCCGUAGGGUUGUAGUUAAGUGGGUAGGCGGGUUUACGAUCGAAGGAGAUAGAAGCUACAAGUGGCGCCAAUUGAUGUCAAGAUGCUUCACAUCGGAACGUCCAAGAUAUAUAUCCGUCCC